AUGGAAUCAACCCCCAGUCGACUUCGAAAGCAAUCCUGGAGACGGGGAUCAUACCUCAUCUCCACCGACUCAAGUCUUAUUCCCGUGAAACGUCUCAUUGAAAUAUUCAACUCAGAUGACUUUUACUGGGCUGAUGCACUACCUGAAGCUGCCAUGAAGGAAAUGCUUGAUAACUCCUUGUGCUUUGGGUUAUACGACUGUCAUGAAUCACCAGACGAAACCCCCAAGACGAACAGUCCCGAAGAAACUGAGCGGAAGCUUUUGGGCAUUGCCCGAGGCGUCACGGAUUAUACAACAUUCCUAUACUUGACAGACGUCUGGGUGGACCCGUCAUAUCAGGGCAAAGGCCUUGGAAGCUGGCUUGUGAGGUGUGUGCAGGAGGUGAUUGAGUCUCUGCCCCAUCUACGGAGGAGCUUGUUGAUGACAGGGGAUUGGGAACGAUCGGUGCCAUUCUAUGAGAAGCUGAUGGAGAUGGAACUGUUUACAUGCCAAAAGGGCGAGGGACUUGCGGUCAUGGAGAGGAAGGGUUUGGGGCAUCCCAACUUUGGGGGCAAGGGUAAUGGAUAUAAGCGGUGA
Fusarium vanettenii 77-13-4 is the source of this 576-nucleotide messenger RNA. RefSeq lists its product as uncharacterized. Gene Ontology annotation, molecular function: acyltransferase activity, transferring groups other than amino-acyl groups. NCBI's taxonomy places the organism in Eukaryota, Fungi, Ascomycota, Sordariomycetes, Hypocreales, Nectriaceae. The record is from RefSeq and is a predicted model, not a curated record. The coding region runs from base 1 to 576 and encodes 191 amino acids. The transcript has a single exon.